Messenger RNA from Aspergillus nomiae NRRL 13137, 1755 nucleotides. Its product is annotated as putative aromatic amino acid aminotransferase. Lineage: Eukaryota; Fungi; Ascomycota; Eurotiomycetes; Eurotiales; Aspergillaceae. The coding region runs from base 1 to 1755 and encodes 584 amino acids. Gene Ontology annotation, molecular function: pyridoxal phosphate binding; transaminase activity. Gene Ontology annotation, biological process: biosynthetic process. The record is from RefSeq and is a predicted model, not a curated record. The transcript is spliced from 3 exons.
AUGGCGCCUCCUGUCGACCUGUCCCAUCAUUAUGCAUCCACCACCAAACGACGUGUGGGGAGCAGCAUCAAGGACCUAUAUAAGUACUUCUUCAUCCCGGGCAUUGCGAACCUGGCUGGAGGCCUACCAAAUCCCUCAUACUUCCCAUACGAUACCCUCGAGGCAACCGUCGCAACACCCCAGCGUUUCCAACCUUCCAGCAAUGGCACCACCAAGAAGUCUGGCGAUGACGCCAAGUCAUCGAUGCGGUUGAUUGUUCCCAAAGAGAGUCACGCGACCGAUGUGCAGAAUAGAAUCGACGUCGCCACGGCCUUGCAGUAUGUCACAGCUGAAGGCCUCCCUCCUAUGGCCUCCUUUGUUCGCCAAUUCACCCGUCACCAUCUUCAUCCAAACGUUCCAUAUGCUGGAGGCCCCGACACCAUCCUCACCACCGGAGCGACCGAUGGCUUCUCCAAAUCAAUCGAAGUGUUUACGAAUGUCUGGGACCCGGAGAGAGACUGGAUCAGUCAACGCGAGGGCAUUCUUUGUGAAGAAUUCGUAUAUAUGAAUGCGGUCGCAACCGUCAAGCCCAGGGGUCUCAACGUCGUACCAGUCGCCAUCGACACACAGGGAAUGCUGGCACGCGGUAAAGGAGGGUUGGCCGAUGUUCUCGAGAAUUGGGAUUUCCGAAAAGGCCGUCGUCCGCAUCUAAUGUACACCAUCACGAUUGGCCAGAACCCCACGGGCGGCACCCUAUCCGUCGAGCGUAAGAAGGAAAUAUACGCGCUCUGCCACCGAUACGAUAUCAUCAUAAUCGAGGACGAUCCUUAUUGGAAUUUGCAAUACCCAUCGGCAACCGCGUUAGAAGCCCAGCAUCGUGGCUCGCCCAUAGAUACAGCUUCGGGUAAGCGUAAUUAUAAUGCGCAUGGAAAGUCCUCCGGAUAUGAAUUCCUGGACUCGUUGGUCCCAUCGUAUCUAUCCUUGGACACGGAUGGACGCGUUGUGCGUCUUGACACGUUCUCCAAGACCAUCGCCCCUGGUUGUCGCUUGGGCUGGAUAACCGCACAACCGGCCGUGAUCGAGAGAUUGGCACGGGUGACCGAAACAGCAACGCAGGCACCUUCGGGCUUUGUUCAAGCCAUGGUAGCCAAACUCAUUCUGGGUCAACAGACAGAGCGCACGUCUACUAAUUCGAGCAAGAGCGACUGUAGCUGGCAAAUGGAUGGCUGGGUCCGUUGGCUGGAGGGUUUGCGUGGUGGAUAUGAACGACGCAUGCAAGACAUGUGCAGCACUCUAGAGGAGGGUAGAUAUAUUAUUGCCACGGACGCCGGCCUUGAGUCCAGCGAGGAAAGCUGGGAAGUCGUAGAUAAAGUACAGAUGUACGACUUUUCUUGGCCCACCGGCGGUAUGUUCGUCUGGAUCAAGCUCCGUCUCGACACCCAUCCCUUGUAUGGCAGAUACAAUCCAGCCAGGCUUUCCAAGGCCUUGUGGGUACAUUUGACACAGAAACCGUACCUCUGUCUCCUAGGACCGGGAGACUUGUUUGCUCCCUCGCAGGAGACCUUGAAUCGUUCUUGGCAGUAUUACCGACUAUGCUUUGCGGCUAUGCCUGAAGCUGACGUGAAGGAUAUCACGGUGAGACUGGUGGAUGGGUUCCGGGCGUUCUGGAAGAGGACAGAUUUAGAUGGUCUCGAGGGAAACGGUGAAGAUAUGUCGCAGGUGGUUCGGAAUAUGGAAAAGGAGCGCGUGGCAAAUUUCUUGGGAAGUGGAUGUUAG